Messenger RNA from Tripterygium wilfordii, 1301 nucleotides. RefSeq names its product transcription factor CSA-like. Lineage: Eukaryota; Viridiplantae; Streptophyta; Magnoliopsida; Celastrales; Celastraceae. Bases 29 to 1123 code for a protein of 364 amino acids. The transcript has 3 exons. Gene Ontology annotation, biological process: regulation of DNA-templated transcription. Gene Ontology annotation, cellular component: nucleus. Gene Ontology annotation, molecular function: DNA-binding transcription factor activity, RNA polymerase II-specific; RNA polymerase II cis-regulatory region sequence-specific DNA binding. The record is from RefSeq and is a predicted model, not a curated record.
UGUUACUUCACUCUAUACAGACAAUGAGAUGGGUUCUCUUCCUUUCAGUCAUGACAACUAUGGAGUAGUAGUAACAACUGGUUGUUCUUCAUCAUCUACAGAGAGUUGUGUGUUCACAUAUUCUGAGAAGAUGGAGGAUGUGAGAGCUGGUUGUUGGGGUUUCCCUAUUAAAGGGAAUGGCAACACUACUACUUGUUUUAGUGAUGUGGUGGAGGUUACUAAGGGCUCCUCUGAAUGCAGCAGUGAUGACAACAUGAAUAUUCACAGUGAAGAGACAAAAGAACAAACAGAUUGUGGGCAUUCAAAGCUUUGUGCAAGGGGACAUUGGAGACCUGCAGAGGAUACCAAGCUCAAGGAACUUGUGGCUCUUUAUGGCCCUCAAAAUUGGAACCUUAUUGCUGAGAAGUUGGAAGGUAGAUCAGGUAAGAGUUGCAGACUGAGAUGGUUCAACCAAUUGGAUCCAAGAAUCAACAGAAGAGCAUUUACAGAGGAGGAAGAAGAAAGGCUAAUGCAAGCUCACAGACUUUAUGGUAACAAAUGGGCAAUGAUUGCUAGACUCUUCCCUGGAAGAACUGAUAAUGCUGUAAAGAACCAUUGGCAUGUCAUAAUGGCUAGGAAAUACAGAGAACAAUCAAGUGCUUAUAGAAGAAGGAAACUCACCCAACCUGUCUGCACAAGGCAUAUGGAGGACAAUCCAACCUCCUCACCCACUAGUACUUAUGACUACCCGCCACACCUGAUGACCUCUUGGGGAGGAACACUAGUCUCAAGCACCAGCUCCCCCCACAAUACGGGAUUUUAUGCACAAUUACAACAAACCCAUUUGGAUUCCUUCACUGGCCCUAAGAGCAAUGAAGCCAUGGAAAUGUUGAGUCAGGGCAGAUCUUGGAAUGAGCCUCACAUUUCUGAUUUUUUCCCCCACAACCCUCCUCCACCUGUGAUGCCAAUGCAACACUCAAAUUACUAUUACUUGUUGAGGGCGCCUGCAGGAGCACCAACUGAUCAUAACAGGCAAGUGUCAGCGAUGCCUGACCCUGAAGCAGCUUCAUCAGCAGCAGCAGAGAACCAGGAGACCAUUAAUCCUCCACCAUUCUUUGACUUUCUUGGGGUAGGUGCCACAUGAAGUUUUUUUUUUUUCCCUGUAAACACCACAGAGAGAGACCAUACUUUGAGGUAUAGUGGAUGGGAUUGGUAUUGUAGUUGGUGAUUAUAAUAUAGAUAAUCUGUAUCAUCUUUGCUCAUGAGCAAUAGUUCUGGUUAAGGUCAGGGUUUCUUGUUUGUUGCCUAAAUUUUAUUUUGGA